Molecule: messenger RNA, 558 nt
Organism: Dracunculus medinensis (Guinea worm)
Lineage: Eukaryota; Metazoa; Nematoda; Chromadorea; Rhabditida; Dracunculidae
Source: the annotation of a GenBank genome assembly
AUGGUAUUUGGGACGAGAAGAAAUGGAGAAACUCUUGAAAGCGCUACUUACAAAGCAGUGCAGAUCCUGGAAUGCGGUGGAGUUGUUGCUGUUCCAACAGAUACAGUUUAUGGCUUGGUUACGACAAUUCCGAAUGCGAAAAAAAUUUAUGCUUUAAAACGACGCAAUCCUUUGAAGCCUUUUGUUCUUUGUUCAGAAAAAACUAUAGAAUCAAUAUUGCGUAUUUUGAAAAAUCUUUUGCCUGGUCCUUUUACGCUUAUUUUUAAACGGUCGACAUUACUUCCUAAAUGUUUCAAUCCUGAUCACGAUACAGUUGGAAUUCGAAUACCUGCUCACUCUUUUGUCCUAUCUCUUCUAAAUAGACUUGGCAGUCCAUUGGCCCAGUCAAGUGCCAAUAUUUCUGGUGCCACUAAUAGUCCGAUCUGCAUUGAAGAUUUCGGGGAUCUCUGGUCGCAGGUUGAUUUAGUUAACGAAUUCGGUGAAAUUUCUCGUGAAGGAAGUACAGUGAUCGAUUUAAGCGUUCGAGGAACUUAUAGUAUCGUGAGGGAUGGCUGGUAA